UAACAAAUCAUUUAUUAAAUUUCAGAUAUAUGCAAGCAUGGAUUCAAGUUUUAUUUCAAAUGAAAAUGUAAUUGAGCAUGUAAAGGGUCAUGGUCUUGAUGCCACAACAAAAUACAUGAUAGAAAGAUACCCAUCAAAACUUUCAAAUAUCACAUACAAAGCUUUGCUAAGUCACAUCACCCGUAUUUAUCAGAAGUACCAGCAUUUAAAUAAAAGCAAAACUCGAGUGAAAGGCAAACAACAUUUUGACAGUUUUAUGAAAGAUACUUUUAUAUUUCCAAGUUCUAAAGAAAGUACACCUUGUAAAACCAAUGCCAAUGAUAAAUGUUUAACAUCUGCCACCCCAUUUCAACCAAAUGAUAAUCCUGUCUUACAAGCAACUGUAUAUAAGGAAGUUGCCGAAAAAUUAGCAAAUGAAUUGUGUGAUACAAAAUAUGAAAUGGUUACUAUGGAAGAGGAGUUAGAGGUGUUAACUGAAGAAAAAGACACUUUGAAUGAAAGUUUAGAUGCUAAUUUAGAUUUGUUAAAUAAAAGUCAAAAAGCUUUAAAACGAACCGCCAAUAGGGAGGCCUAUUGGCGUGAUAAGGUACAAAAGGUGCAACAAAAUUUAACAGCUGAAAAUGUCAUUCAUGAUUUAAGGUUACAAAUUCUUGAACUUAAAGAAACUUUGUGUGUAAAAAAUGAAGAAAUAAAAAAUCUUAAACACAUUAUUGAUGAACUUAAUAUUGAAAACCUUGAUCUGAAAAAGAUUGAGAACAUGGACCUCUUUGAUGUUGACUCAAAUUCUUAUAUCUCAGAAUUACAUGCGUGUGUUUAUACUUUGUUAGAUAACCAUGUCUCAUGUGAACAUGUUAGUAAUGUUAUUGAAAGUGUUCUAAAACUUUGUAAAAAGAAAGCAAAUAAGUUACCCUGUGCUAGCACAAUAAAUAAUUGGUCAAUUGAAAGAUCCUUAAUUGCCAGGCGACAUAUAUCUGAAUGUUCUGAAAAUAAGAACACAACUCUUCAUACUGAUGAAGCCUCAAAGUAUGGGUCAAAGUGGGGCGCCUUUGGCACAAGGGAUGCAGAGGGUAACUACUUACUUUUAGGUCUAAGAGAUAUGGCUACUAAGUCAUCAAGUGAUACACUUGAAACUUUUAAAGAUAUAUUGUAUGAUAUUGAUUUAGCCGGUAAUUGUGACACAGAUACUGCAAAAAAAAUUCUUGUUAAUAUUAAAAACACCAUGAGUGAUAGAGCUUCCACAGAAACAAAAUUUAAUGACAUGUUGAAAGAAUAUAGAGAUACAAUUUUACCAGAAGUGAUUGAAAACUUUAAUUUAAUGAAUGAGGAAUCAAAACAAGCAAUUUCAAGUAUGAAUAAUUUUUUCUGUGGUCUCCACACACUUGUGCAUAUGGCAGAUGCGUCUCAGAAAUCUUUAUUUGAAAUAGAAAAGGCCCAUUUUGAUGGCAACAUUCCUAUUGACAAUCCAUCUUUUGCAAAGUCAGGUCAGUCUGGGACGGUUCGUCUUAUUCAUACAGCCUGUAAAGCUUUCGCAAGGAGAGGGGACCAAAAAAGUGGCUGCCAUCAGGGUUUUAAAACAUACAUAGCUGACUUUUUAAAGCAAAACAAUAUAUUGGGUUUGCCUUUGCAGCCUUUACGCGGCAAUAGGUUCAACAUUUUGUUUUCCAAUGCUGGGCAUGUUUAUUUUCUUAAAGAUAAAAUGACUGAAUAUCUUGAUAAAAUAUCCUCCAUGAAUGGUCUUUUGCAAAGUGUCCUUAAAGAUUUAAAAACUCCCUUCUUUUUAGCAGGCUGUAAAGCUUUAGGACUUAUUUCAAAAAUUAUAACAACACCAUUAUGGAAAGUGAUAGAAAGCAAAAAUGUUUCAAUUUCAAUGAUGAGUGAAAAGUAUUUAGCUCUUUUAACAUUCUUGAAUGAUGUAGUAAAAAAUCUUGAGGAAUUUAUAAAAGGUGAAUUAGUUUUAUAUGAUGACAUUCCAAUCAAAAAGGAUAUAGUUUACACGCAUCUUGUACAGCCUUCUGAAUAUGAUGGAAACGUCAUUCUUAUUCUAAGUGUCAUAAUACCCGCACUUUCAAAAUUAAUUCAAAGGCAAUAUGGUGACCAUCUCCCCGGUGGAAAAUAUGAAAUAAUAAAUCCAGAUAUAACAGCUAGCGUAGAUAAACAUAAUAAGUUUCCUGAACGUGUUUUUUCAUAUGUAGAUCAUAUACUUACUGCUAAGCCAAAUAUUAAAACCCUGGCUCUUGAGUCACAAAUUACAUUUUCAUUAAAUAAGACUAGUGAGUGGCUGUCAGGUCAGGAGAACAUGAAUGAAAUAAUAAAAGAAAGUAGGAGUGGUGUGAAAGCUGAAAGAGUGCGGUUUAAACAAAGAGAGCAAACAAUAUUAGCAAAGAGAGUAGAAAAACAGGAAGAAGAUUUUAGAAAGAAAGUAGAGCAAGAGAGGCGGCGAAUAGAAAAACUUGAAAGGGAGACUGCAGAUAUGCUUUUUUAUGGUUUGUGGCAAAAUGUAGCGCAGAUGGAAAGUGAGUUAGAAAAAAUUGAAUCAAAAAAAGAAAAAGAAGAGGCAUUGAAAGUUCAACUUAGAUUUAGGAAAAAUGUUUUUAAUCAAAAGAGUGAAACUCCAAAUGUAUACACAUUUAGUAAACAGGUUGAUGGAAAGCGUGUCCCACUAAGUGUAGAUGAACUUAAAGAUAAAGUUGCCUCACUUAUUGAAAAUGCUUAUCAAGUUCCUCCACCUGAACAACCCCAUAUGCUAGUUGGCAAAUAUAUAGAACAUAAGUGGAUUGAAAAUGAUGCCCCAAAGUGGUACAAUGGCAGAGUUAUUUCACAGGUAAAGUUUAACUGCUAUCUGCCUGUUCAAUGUUUGGAUAUAUAUGAUAAUUUGAUAGAUUAUUUAAAACUUGUGUUCCUGGGUUCCCAGCAUGGUUUAAUGUUGUGUAUGAAGAUGAUGAUGCUGUUUACACAUCAAAGUUGGGGGAGGAAUAUAGAGCUGGAGAUGUGA
Molecule: messenger RNA, 2992 nt
Organism: Ruditapes philippinarum (Manila clam)
Lineage: Eukaryota; Metazoa; Mollusca; Bivalvia; Venerida; Veneridae
Exons: 2
Coding region: 38-2992 (984 amino acids)
Molecular function (GO): 3'-5'-RNA exonuclease activity
Source: RefSeq, a predicted model, not a curated record